AUGAGUUGUAAGCUGAGGGAAUCUUAUAAAGAGUUCCCUCAAAAGAGGUUCCUUCCGUCGGAAUUUGGGGUCGAAGAAGACCGGCUGAGUUUUCUGCCACCGUUUGAAGCUUGUUUAGAGAAGAAGCGAAAGAUCAGAAGGGCAGUGGAAGCAAGUGGGAUACCUUACACGUAUGUAUCAGCAAACUGUUUUGGUGCUUACUUUUUGAAUUACUUGCUUCGUCCACAUGAACAACAUGAAGAUGUUACUAUCUAUGGAUCUGGUGAAGCCAAGGCUCCGUUUACUUAUGAAGAAGAUAUAGCAAACUACACCAUCAGAGUAGCAAAUGAUCCAAGAACAUGCAAUAAAAUGGUGAUUUAUAAGAUGCAGAAGAAUAUUUUGUCCCAGAUUGAAUUAAUUUCGUUGUGGGAGAAGAAAACAGGUAAAUAUUUCAAGAAGGUUCAUGUACCAGAGGAAGAACUUGUGAAACUGACAGAGACCUUACCAUUUCCGGAUAAUGUACGAGCAUCGGUUCUUCACAGUCUAUUUGUAAAAGGUGAUCUUGUGAACUAUGAGCUUGGGGAGAAUGACCUUGAAGCUUCUAGUUUAUAUCCAGAUUAUAAGUAUACCACCGUCAAUCAACUUCUCGAUGUUUUCCUGGUUGAUCCGCCUAAGCCUGCUCUAGCUAUAUUUUGAAUCAAGUCUCCUGGUUGAUCCACCUGAGCCUGCUCUUACUACAUUUUGA
Molecule: messenger RNA, 724 nt
Organism: Gossypium raimondii (Peruvian cotton)
Lineage: Eukaryota; Viridiplantae; Streptophyta; Magnoliopsida; Malvales; Malvaceae
Product: eugenol synthase 1
Exons: 4
Coding region: 1-675 (224 amino acids)
Source: RefSeq, a predicted model, not a curated record